Messenger RNA from Aphanomyces astaci, 708 nucleotides. RefSeq lists its product as hypothetical. The transcript has a single exon. Bases 308 to 646 code for a protein of 112 amino acids. The record is from RefSeq and is a predicted model, not a curated record. Lineage: Eukaryota; Oomycota; Saprolegniomycetes; Saprolegniales; Verrucalvaceae.
UGCGUCAACGUUUAUGUCUCUAUUAUCUCUAUGUGUUGUACUUGGUGAUGGUGAAUAAAUAGGUCGUUCGCAGAGGGCUCGUUAGGAUGACGCCAUGGGACUAGGCACCGUCAUGCCUUCGGAUGACGUGGUCGUGGCAAUCGACGAGUGGUGACGGGGGUGGUACAGGCUGGAGUCUGGCAGGGGCUUGUCGUCCACGAUCGAGUUGGACGUGUCUUCGUUGGCUAGAGAUAUCUUGCACAUGUUGCGGUGCGUUCGCUUGACAUUGUAGUCUGCGACGUAGUUGAGCGCAUCCACCCACGCUUCCAUGUCGUCUUCGGACGCGCAGGCCACGAGGAGGCGGCGGGCCGGCGUCGCGAUGGCGAUGCGCCAGACCGUUCCGCCACUGACGCGGCGAUCUGCGUCCGGCAUGAUCUCGAUCGAGUCGAGGGUACAGUAUCGCAUCGACACCAUCCCUUUAACUUCCCCCUUGGAGCUCCUGUAUCUCAGUUCGUCGAGGGUGAGCUCGAAGAACCGAAGCUUCCAGUUCUUGCGCUUGAACAGGCUCCCGCCAGCGCCUUGCUUGAACAGCGCGCCUUCCUUCACGAUAUUGUCGUGGUUGCUGGUUGUCCUAGUGGUGAUGCUCAUUCUAGACGAGAGAAUGUAGAAGUGGCAACUGCUGGAAGGAUAUCUCUCGUUGCACCCUGGCCCAGUUGAGUAACAUCCAGC